AUGAGCGCGAUGGGCAGGCGCCUUCGGCUGAUGUGCCGCAAGACGGAGUUCUGCCGCUUCUACAGGCAGGGCGCCUGCAAGCGCGGAGCGGCGUGCGACUUCGCGCACGAAGCGCAGGACGUGCGGUCGAAGCCGGACCUCCAGCGCACGAAGUCGUGCCCUGCCCAGGUGAACGGCCAGCGCUGCGAGAAUCCCACUGCCCCUUCGCACAUGCCGCCGGGGAGCUUCGCAGGUUCAAGCCGGGGCUGCGCGCCUCGGAUGGGUGCGCCGCUGCAGAGGGAAAGGGAGCGGGCCGGGCCCUCUGCGCUGAAGCCGUCGGCGGCAGGUGCAGCACCAUCGGCAGCAACGGCAGCUCCCGCGGCCGGGCGAAUUCUGGCGUGA
Prorocentrum cordatum is the source of this 381-nucleotide messenger RNA. Lineage: Eukaryota; Dinophyceae; Prorocentrales; Prorocentraceae. The record is from the annotation of a GenBank genome assembly.